Messenger RNA from Brassica rapa (field mustard), 5220 nucleotides. RefSeq lists its product as uncharacterized. Lineage: Eukaryota; Viridiplantae; Streptophyta; Magnoliopsida; Brassicales; Brassicaceae. The record is from RefSeq and is a predicted model, not a curated record. Gene Ontology annotation, biological process: gravitropism; regulation of growth.
GAAUCUGGUAGUUGUAAUUUUACUAUGAAAUUACGACGAAAAUUAAUUUGAUGGCCAAAAAAAAACGUGAGCCACCUACCAAGUUGGUGGAUUCAAAAUUUCCUCGUUAAGUACACGUAAAAUAUUUCGUCGUAAAGAACUCGCGAAAUUUACGUGGCUUUUACGAGGAAAUAGUUUUUCCUCGUAAAAGCCACGUCAAUUUACAUCGUCUUUACGACGAAUAUGUUUUGUCGUUAUCUUACGACGAAUAACGAUGCUUUUCUUUUUCCACGUACUUUCCUCGCAAAAUCAACGUUUUUUUACGAUGAUUCUUUUUCCUCGUUAAAUUUUCUCGUUAAGGUUACGUUUUCUUGUAGUGGUUUUUAAAAACGUUUCUCAUUUAAUAUAUAGGGAAUAUGUUUCCAAGUUUUUAUAAGAUGAGUAAAAUAAAAUAGUUAUAAUUUAGAUGCCUAACACGUGUACUGUUUGAAAAUCAAGAAGCAUCUUAAGAACACCCUAGAUUUUGUGUUAAAUCACAAUUCACAAGAGUUUAGGCAACGUAUCAACUGUAUGAACCACAUAUUAAUCUGCUAAGAGUGGUCCCAAAUCCUAAUUCUUGUCCCAAUGUUCCAACGUAUUCUUAAUGUUCUUUUAAAAACAAUUGUUUGGGCGUGUCAGUGUAAUGUCGCUACAAACAUUCGGAUUAAUGUUUCAUUUUAUCUUUAUUUUUGCUAAAGAUACUGCUAAAGAUUAUUAAUUGGAGGAUGGUAUUUAGAAAUUAGAAAAAAAGAGAAGAAGAAGGUGGAAGAGCAAGUUGACGUAAAAGACAAGUUUCAUGGACACCGAGAAAUUGUUUGCUAAUCCAAUGAUGUUAAUUCAUUCGGUAACAUGCAAUUCUAUUGGACUGUGAUGAUCAUUUUAUAUUUUAUUUUAUUUACAUAUCCUUUUAAACUAGUAGAAAGCCUUCUUUUUAUUCAUAUAGGUUGGAUAAGUUUCAUAUGUAUACAUCGCAAACAAAUACAUUAUCAAACAUAUAUAGAUUUGAAUUGAUUCCAAACUAAACUCUAUAAAUAGUAUAUCGUAUGAGAAUCAUUAGAUCUAGUUAUCUAAAUAUGUCUUCCAAAUUACAAAAAAAAAAAGAAAAAAAAAACAAUUUCGGCCAUCAACGAAAUGGGAGUGUUAAAUCUUGUUUUGUGAGUGUUACAAAAAAAAUAUUUUUUUGUGUUUCUUGGCAUGAAGAGUCUUAAAAUCUAUUGUCUUAGAAAGGGACAUCAAACUUUAAUCAUGAGAUAACUCCGUUUAAACACAUGACCAAGUUUUCAAUCAACAGAUCAUUGUGAACUCACAACUUACUACUUAAAUUGUAAACGUACAAGUGCCAUAAGCCCCGUUGAAACCUAAAGAAAAAGGUGCUUCUUAACCUUUGACUAUCAUAGUAUAGUGUACUUUAUAAUAUCUUAGAUUUAACUUAUCUCAAAACCAUACUAUUUAUUUACAAAUUUUAAUUUCCAGAUUAUAACUAAUAGUAGAAGAGGCCAUCCAAACUCCUUAAAACGAAGAACCCUGAAUCUCUUGGAGUAUUUGAUAGCUGAUUCUUGUGUACUAGAUAAAUUACACAUGUAGUAUAAGUCUGUAUAACACAAUUUUUAUUAAUUUAUUAUGGAAAUACCCAAAUUUCUAUCACUCGUCUAAAAUUAUGAGUAUUGGCUUGAAAGUCAACGACCUCUUUGGGUAAAAGAGGACGGACAGAAGAUUACCAAAGCAGCAUCUGUUGUCAGGCACGUGUACAUUCUCUUUUCCUUUUUAAAACAUCAGUAUUAAUUUACCAUUUAUGUGUAUGGUCACGUGGAGUUGUUUUAUUGGAUGACAGAAGGUACUUGGGAAUGGUGAGCUGGGACGCGAAAAAGAGCGAGCGCUCUUUGUAUAAUUUUCACUUUCCAUUUAUCUACUUUUUAGCUUUUAUAAACUGGAUAUCUCAGCAAAAAAUUACUCAGUAAUCAAAUCUUAUAUAAUCUAAUUUCAAUGGUGACUAGUAUAUUUAUGAUUUAAAACUUUUCAAUGUAAGUACAAUGCUUUUUAAAAAAAUAUAUAGGACACUUGCCCAAAAAGUUGAAAGACAUUUGCCCUUAUACAGAAGGGUUAAAGAGUUAAGGGGACAUCGCACGAGCUUUUUUCGUGGAUUUUCGUUAAUUUAUUUUUCGCUCUUUCUUUCUGACUUUGUUCUUUUAGAUUUGUAUGCACUCUACUUUAGCACUUUGCGAUUUUUAACAGUUUUUCCGUAAUAUCCAAGACUAUUGUGGAUACAUAAUUGAUGAUCAAUAAUACAAUUUAUAGCAGACAUGCCUAAACUUGGAUUUAAACGGCUUGUCUUUUAUUCUAUAUUGUUUGACGUUUGAUUUGUAUGUUACGAGUUACGACACUGAGCUGACACCAAUUCAUCAAUCGUCCAAGUUAAAUGCAUUGUUGAAAACCAGCACUGCUUCGAAAAAGAUACUAACAUGCAUUAUCAAAUAUACUUAACUGGCGGAUGUACAUCGAUUAAGAAGGUGGCACUUGCACCAAUGAAAAUUUCAAAUUGUUUGUAACAUACCUAAAUUUUACCAUUUCUCUCCUACUGAAGAAUACAUUUUAACCUUAUUUUUAUAUUAUAUGUGGUUUGCCACCUCAAAAAUUUUAUGCUACAUCCGCCACGCCAUUGCUUAACUCCAGUCUUCAUAUAACUGAGCAUAAAUAUUUUUUAAAAUAAUCAUGAAAGGUUUGGUGUAGUGGUAUCGCCUCGACGAUCAAGAAUUAAAUUCGUUACAAUAUUUCACUUGCACAUUUCUUAUGGCCACGUAUGGGGUUCUUAAUUAGCCCAAAAAUGCCUAUGUUAGAAAAAUAAAUUUCGGAACUAACACUUAGUUAUAUAUAUAUAUAUAAUAUAGAACAUACUAUAUGACAUAAACUAAAUUUACUCCUUCAAAUUUCCUAGUCUCAACCGAUAAUUUGUUUUAGAAAUACCACCCUCGACAACUAUGAUUAUAUAUCUUUGAUAUCUAAUGUUUUGCAUGUGCCCAUACUAACAGUGGAAAUGGGAAUGUACCCUUAUAAAGCAACUUCUAUAUCGAAUCACAACACCAACAUACAUUUAUGUAAACUAGACACACAAGUUUAUAAGUAAAUAACAAAUCCAGGAGAACCCUUUCCGUGUGUCACCAUAGUAACCAUUCAAUGUUAUGCAUUUCUAGGGAUUCAAUUUAUUUUCUCGUUCUUAGAACUUCAACAGGCUGAAACAGAUCAAAAUGUAGUCUAAUUUCUACAUAUCUUCAACGUUGCUCCGCGGUGUAUAAGCCGAGAUCAAAGGCGUGACGUUCUCUCCAAUACAUGGUGGCUAUAUAUAAUAAUUAAUUAAGUUUUUAGGGUUAAUUUUCUUUUUAAAGUUAAAUGUAGUUUAAUCUGUGGGCCGUAGUAAAAUGUAGAAGAAUGUUGGUGGACUCGUGGGGAUAUGUGCUUUAAUAUGUAGUUUCUGAGUUGUAUAAAAAAGCAACAUGGAGAUAACAUCUAAACACAAUAUUACAAAUUUACAAAAAGCAGUUUAAAAUAUAUAUUUUUACUUAAAAAUCUCUCUGUUAAGUAGUCAAAGUUUGGAACUUGAACACCAUCAAAUUCAUCAAUCUUACUCCAAGUUGUCUAAAUCCCUCUCCCAUUCUAUCUCUAUAAUAACCAAUCUUUAUUCACCAAACAACUUAAGUUCAUACAUAUAUAUAUUAAUUCUCUCUGUCACAGAACGUAAGAAAAAACAACAACAUGAAGUUAUUCGGGUGGAUGCAAAACAAGCGAAAUGCGAAAUAUGAGAAUCAUAACAGAACAAGCACUUCCUCUGCUUCAUCUCAUCAUUUGAAGCAAGAGCCAAGGGAGGAGUUUAGCGACUGGCCCCACGCGCUGCUUGCUAUUGGAACUUUUGGUUCAACAAGCAACGGUGUGAGUGACACCAAAAGCAAGAAUGUUCAUGAAGAGAUCGAAGAAGAGAAGGAGGCUAUCUCUCAACCCGAGCAAGAAGAAGAGCCUUCUUCCUCUGAUGAUAUUGAUGAUUUUACUCCCGAGGAGGUGGGGAAGUUGCAGAAGGAGUUGAUAAAGCUCUUGUCAAGAACUAAGAAAAGGAAGUCUGAUGUGAAUAGAGAGCUCAUGAAAAAUCUUCCAUUGGAUAGAUUCUUGAAUUGUCCAUCGAGUUUAGAGGUCGAGAGGCGAAUCAGCAAUGCGCUAUGCGCUGUUGUGGAUUCAUCUGAAGGGAAUAAGGAUGAAGAUAUGGAACGAACGAUUAACGCUAUAUUAGGCAGAUGCAAAGAGAUAUCUAUAGAAAGUAAGAAGAAGACAGACAUAAGCAAGAAGUCUUUCUCAUAUCUUUUCAAGAAGAUCUUUGUUUGCUCAGAUGGAAUUUCUACGUCACCAAGCCCUAGCUUGAGAGACACGCUUCAAGAAUCGAGAAUGGAGAAGUUGUUGAAGAUGAUGCUACAUAAGAAAAUUAAUUCUCAAGCCUCCUCAAAGCCAGCAUCAUCUACAACAAAGAGAUACUUGGAAGACAAGAAACAGCUCUCUUUGAAGAGUGAAGAAGAAGAAACCAACGAGAGAAGAAGCAGUAGUGAGGGACAUAAAUGGGUCAAAACAGAUUCUGACUGUGAGUUUUCAUCAAAUAUUCAUUAACUUUACUAAAAUUCAAAAAGAAACAAGAGCUGACUCGAUCUUCUUUUGCUUACAGUCAUAGUUCUUGAGAUCUGAUGGUCCUUCAAACUCCUGGAAUAACCUAUCAACAACAAAGGUAACUAAGACAACACAAGUGAAUCUCUUAAGCUUUUUGUGUUUCUCUUUCCUAAAACUUACGUGAGAUACUGGUUUUAUCAACUAUGCAGAUUCAAACUCUCGUCGAGAAAAUUCAAAAAGAAAUAAUGAAAACGGUUUUCUUAUUUCGGAGGAAAAUUUUGGAGCAUCAGCACAUGUAUACCUUCUUUUUUUUUUUGCAUGAUUUGUUCUGUGGCCAAUUGGGUCCACUGAACCAAACAUGUUCUUGAGACAUACAUACAUGUGUAUCGGAAUGCAUGGACACAUAGAUGUGCCUAUGUGAUCAUUUGUGUAAUUUUAAGGUGGAUAACCUUAGCUUAUAAAGAUUAGUACUGCUUCUUCAUUAUUACAUUCUUUCUGCAUUUGAUUUAGUUAUUUUGUAAAAGAAGUAAGAUCUUGAAAUGAAUAAUAAUACUUGUUCUAGUU